GGGGCACUGGUAGCCCUGCUGCCUCCAAAGCCCCUUUACGUGGUGUAGUAGUGCUGAGGGUUCAUGAUGCUCCGGACCUGUCAAGUGCUCUGUUCCCAGGCCGGCCCCUCCACUGGGGCCUGGCAGGCCCUGAGCUUUGACGGUGGGGCCUUCCACCUCAAGGGCACAGGAGAACUGAUGCGGGCUUUGCUGGUGCUACGGCUGUGCGCCUGGCCCCCGCUGGUCACCCACGGCCUGGCGCUCCAGGCCUGGUCUCAGCGACUCCUGGGCUCCCGACUCUCAGGCGCACUUCUUCGAGCAUCCAUCUAUGGGCAGUUUGUGGCUGGUGAGACGUCAGAAGAGGUGAGGGGCUGUGUCCAACAGCUCCAGACCCUAGGCCUCCGGCCCCUGCUGGCAGUGCCCACUGAGGAGGAGCCAGACUCAGCUGUCAAGACUGGUGAGGCCUGGUAUGAGGGGAACCUCAAUGCUAUGCUGCGGUGUGUGGACCUGUCACGAGGCCUUCCGGAGAACCCUGGCCCAACUGGGAACAUCCUCAUGCAGUUGAAGGUGACGGCGCUGACCAGCACUCGGCUCUGUAAGGAGCUAACUUCGUGGAUCAGAAGGCCAGGGGCUUCCUUGGAGCUGUGCUCUGAGAGGCUGGCAGAAGCCAUGGAUUCUGGGCGGGACCUCCAUGUCUCCUGCCUCAGCACUGAGCAAAACCAGCAUCUCCAGGCCUCUCUGAGCCGCUUGCACCGAGUGGUACAGCACGCCCGGGCCCAGCGAGUGAGGCUCCUGGUAGAUGCUGAGUACACCUCGUUGAAUCCUGCUCUCUCUCUACUGGUGGCUGCCCUGGCCAUGCGCUGUAACAGCCCCAGGGAAGGCGGGCCCUGGGUGUGGAACACUUACCAGGCCUAUCUGAAGGACACAUAUGAGCGGCUGAGGCGGGACGCUGAGGCUGCAGACAAGGCUGGCCUGGCCUUUGGAGUAAAGUUGGUACGAGGAGCGUAUCUGGACAAGGAGAGAAAAGUGGCCCAGCUCCAAGGGACUGAAGAUCCUACGCAGCCUGACUAUGAGGCUACCAGUCGGAGUUACAGCCGCUGUCUGGAGUUGAUGCUGACCCAUGUGUCCCAGCGUGGUCCCAUGUGCCACCUCAUGGUGGCUUCCCACAAUGAGGAAUCUGUUUACCAGGCAACCAAACGGAUGUGGGAGCUGGGCAUUCCUCCGGAUGGGCCUGUCUGUUUUGGACAACUUCUGGGGAUGAGUGACCACGUCUCCCUGGCACUGGGGCAGGCCGGCUACGCAGUGUAUAAGUCCAUCCCCUACGGCACCCUGGAGGAGGUGAUCCCCUACCUGAUCCGGAGGGCCCAGGAGAACCGGAGUGUGCUACAGGGUGCCCGCAGGGAACGGGAGCUACUCAGCCAAGAACUUCGGCGGAGGCUGCUGGGGUGGGGCCGGAGGGUACCCCAUUAGCACCCCCAGGGGUUAUGUGGUCAAUAAAGGUCCUGAGCUGCUGCC
Rhinolophus ferrumequinum (greater horseshoe bat) is the source of this 1494-nucleotide messenger RNA. It is a transcript of the gene PRODH2, whose product is annotated as proline dehydrogenase 2. The record is from RefSeq and is a predicted model, not a curated record. The coding region runs from base 64 to 1449 and encodes 461 amino acids. Gene Ontology annotation, cellular component: mitochondrion. The transcript has 10 exons. Gene Ontology annotation, molecular function: proline dehydrogenase activity; FAD binding. NCBI's taxonomy places the organism in Eukaryota, Metazoa, Chordata, Mammalia, Chiroptera, Rhinolophidae.